Molecule: messenger RNA, 156 nt
Organism: Linum tenue
Lineage: Eukaryota; Viridiplantae; Streptophyta; Magnoliopsida; Malpighiales; Linaceae
Source: the annotation of a GenBank genome assembly
AUGAAAAUUGGACAGCGCAUAGGAAAAUCGAUCCGUGUUGACCACGCGACAAGCACGGGAGCACGGAGUGAUUACGCACGGGUGUGUGUCCAAGUGGAUAUAACGAAGCCUCUUCUCUCACAGUUCACGAUUCAUGGAAAGAAAUGUUUCAUUUAG